Molecule: messenger RNA, 933 nt
Organism: Bathycoccus prasinos
Lineage: Eukaryota; Viridiplantae; Chlorophyta; Mamiellophyceae; Mamiellales; Bathycoccaceae
Exons: 1
Coding region: 1-933 (310 amino acids)
Source: RefSeq, a predicted model, not a curated record
AUGACGAUGAAACUUAAGUCGUCUCAGAUGAUUCUCGGGACGAUUCUGCUCGCACUGUGUCUGUUUCUCACGUAUAACUCGACGUACUUCAUGUCCGAACGUUUCGCGUUUUCUGCCUCCUCCUCUUCCUUUGCAAGAGGAGAAAAGAUGAGCGCGAAGAAGAAGGAAGGAUUAGUGGGAAAUCCGCGCGAUGCCAUCCGAGCCGCCCGAGAGAGAAUACGGGACGUGGCCUCAAAAUAUCGAGAGGGUGAUACGAGCACGUUGCAAGGGAUGAGAGAGAAUCGAGCGAGUCGAGAGAAUUUGUUGAACGCGGCGGAACGAGCGGACGCGAGAAUGAUGGAAAUGAAAGGUGAAAUUGAUAUUGAAGAGAAAAACGAAGCGAACGCAAACUUAGUGAGAGUAUACGGUGAGGAAGAGUUUCCAAUGGAGAACGAAAAGUGUUGGCCGAACGAGCAUUCCGGGUACGAUGGGUUUGCGCUGACUUGGGGGAUGACGUUUCGGACAAAGACGGCGAGCGAGUGUUGCGACGCGUGUCGAAAACACGCGGAGAUAUGCGGCGGGGAAGGCGCAAACUCCGGGACGAUGUUUUUCAACACUAGUUUUGGAGUGCGCGGGAACUGCGGUACCGCGCCGUUUGAAAAGAAGUUGUUGUGCAACAUUUGGGUAUACUGUCCCCCGAAUGAAAAGCGGGACGGAAAAUGUUGGAGUGGGGACAUUCACGACCACGAGCAACACGAGUGUUGGUUGAAGAAUCAGGCCGACCCGACGAAGCCGUUCGCUCCGAGCAGCGGGAGGUAUCCAGAUAAGCAUUUGCAGGAACAUAAAACGAGUCCAGACGUUGUACAAUGGCUUUCUGGUGCAGUCGUUAAACCGGGUGAAGUGGUUGUUGCUCGAGAUCCUCAUUGGGGGAUGGCCGCGAACGAAGCUAUAUAG